AUGUUGGAAAAAAGGAAAAUUAAAAACAACUUUAGUUUUAAACGAAAAGUGAUCUGCCGAAGUGCCAGGCAUAGAUGUGUCCUCGGGAUUGUUGUUAGCAUCAAGUCAAUCCUGCACAUCUCUUUCCAGCUCUUGUAUAGAAGAGAAUCUCCGUUGAAAUAUGUCAUGAUCUACAGAUUUUCGCAAGACCUGCUUGAACUUUUAUUUAAUAAAAUCCGUGGAAAGUUAGGGAGGAAUAAUAACCCAAAUACAAUUGAAUUCACAAAUAUUAUCAAGAACCUUUGGCAGGAAAAUCUUCUAAAGUCGACAAGUACCGGAAACUGCAUUCAACAAGUUCAAGAUGUGUGCAUCCCUGGAGGUCUUCUCCCUUUGCAACCUAAAAAGCGUAUUGUCCAACCGGACUUAGAGUUCCCUUUAAUUGAUAUGAUUGAGGAUGUUGAGUACUCUCAGUUUUACUUGAAUUCCUUGGCGUAUAUAGCUGGAUUUGUCGUCUCCAGUAUUCAAAAUGAAAAGUGCUGCGCAAUAUGUUUAGAAGCUCUUGUGUCAUCUAUGGAUGACCCUUUAGGUGCAUCAGUACAAAAACUCAUAAAGAUCAAAGACAACGGUGGCCUCGUGUGCCCAAGUCAAAGUGUGUUUAAAGUUAUUGAGAAGGCGGACACAUUUUACUAUAACGUCAUGAGAAAAUCAAGUAUUCCCCAUCAACUGCGAAUCUUGACCGGAAAAUUUUGA
Messenger RNA from Folsomia candida, 729 nucleotides. RefSeq lists its product as uncharacterized. NCBI's taxonomy places the organism in Eukaryota, Metazoa, Arthropoda, Collembola, Entomobryomorpha, Isotomidae. The record is from RefSeq and is a predicted model, not a curated record. Bases 1 to 729 code for a protein of 242 amino acids. The transcript has a single exon.